GUCGGAUGUCCAAAGUAUGGCGGGAAAUGGCACAAUUGUUUGAAAACAAGGAGUGAAAGGGCCUUUGUGCUGCAGCUCGAUUUGGCAGCAGCGCUUUGUAGUAUGAGAAUGCCAAUAGCAAAUGGAUGCAGCGUGCCAAGAUAUAAAGAGAGGAGAGAAGGCCGGUGUGCACGAAUGAGGCCACUAAAAAUAAAUGCAGAGCGUGGCCAAGGAAGGCGAGAGAAUAAAGAAGGGGGCAGAGCUGGCUCAGAAAAGAAAAAUCGCCCAAGAGCAGGCAAGAGCAAACACCCCUGAAACCAGCUCGGGAAAAUAAUGCCCACCUCCUUAUCUGAGACUCGACUAAUAAUGCGAGUUGCGGUCAGCUGCCUGAAGUGGGGAAAUCGGAGACAGCACAAAAAGGAGGGACGGCGCGCCUUUUCCGCACGACUCUUUCACGGCAGCCAGCAAAACAGGCUUGGCAGCAACCAUCGCCGGCGUGCUCGUGGUGGGCUGGGUCAUGCGAGCAGCCGGCAAUUUAGGAGAGGGAGGGCGCAGCAGCAUCGGCAGCAUCGGCAGCCAAGGAUACUGCGCGCCCAGGUUCAGAAGUGGCAAGAGGCAAGCUGGCAUUUGUUUUCCAAACACAGUGGCGGUAGGUGUUCUCCGCGCUGCAUAUUUGUGCGCACGCACGUCAGAGCACCGGGCUGUGCCCAGCAUGAGGCGCGUGGCGCACAUAAACAACGCUUCGAGAGUGGGCACAGCAAACGGAACAGCAUUGGUAGGCUUCUUACCUGGCGAUAUGGACUGCUGGUGCGACUGCUGCUGAUGCUGGAGCUGCCGCGCCCGCAUCUCCGGGCUCGCUAGCCGGAUCUGGGUGAGCGAUUCCGCCGACAUUGAGCUCCGGUACUCCCUUGACGACCGACCGUUGGGUAUCUGUUGCACAAGGAACUGCUGGCUCGCCAUUGGCAGGUUGGGAUGGGCGGGCG
Molecule: messenger RNA, 962 nt
Organism: Linderina pennispora
Lineage: Eukaryota; Fungi; Kickxellomycota; Kickxellomycetes; Kickxellales; Kickxellaceae
Exons: 1
Coding region: 313-840 (175 amino acids)
Source: RefSeq, a predicted model, not a curated record